Poecilia reticulata (guppy) is the source of this 2190-nucleotide messenger RNA. The record is from RefSeq and is a predicted model, not a curated record. Lineage: Eukaryota; Metazoa; Chordata; Actinopteri; Cyprinodontiformes; Poeciliidae.
UGCAGGUCAGCCAGGAUGCAGUUCUGUUGGGUCGACUCGGUUUUGCUGAAGUGGAUCAGAACCGCAGCUUUUCUGCUUUUGGACCAAAUUGAGUUUUCCACUGGUUUCUGUGGUUUAAUUUCCAGUUAUUCAGCAACUUCCUGUUUCAGCUCCAUUGGUAAUACGCCUGAUCCGAGAGUUCAGAACCAGACCUGCCUGCUGGCUUCUGAUUGGCUCCUCAGUUUUCCUGCUGAAGCUUUUACUUCCUGUCUGUCCCCUGAAGCCCCGCCCCCUGCAGGAAUGGCGGCGGAGCUGGCGAGUCUGGUGCAGCGGCUGGAGGUGGCAGUGGGUCGGCUGGAGGCCGUGUCGGGCCCGCCGGGCGGCGCCGCAGGUUCUGCUGGGGGAGCCGUGGCGGCGUUCGUGGAGGCGUAUGAUGACAUCAUCAGGGGUCCCGUGGCGCAGUACGUCGCCCUGAGUCAGCAGAUUGGAGGAGACGUCCAGAAACACGCGGACAUGAUGAAGCAGGCGUUCUGCAGCCAGAGGCAGCUCCUCGCCACCGCUUCCUCCUCCCAGAAGCCCUCAGACCCGGUUCUGACGGCGCUCCUGCAGCCCGUCUCCAAGGCGAUCCAGCAGGUCCAGGCGUUCCGGGAGCAGAACCGGACCUCUCCGCUCUUCAACCACCUGUCUGCAGUCAGCGAGAGCGUUCCCGCCCUGGGAUGGGUUGCCAUGGCUCCGAAGCCCGGUCCGUACGUGAAGGAGAUGCAGGACGCCGCCAUGUUCUACACCAACCGGGUCCUCAAGGACUACAAGGAGAAAGACAAGAUGCAUGUGGACUGGGUGAAGGCCUACGUCUCCAUCUGGACCGAGCUGCAGAACUACAUCAAGCAGCACCACACCACCGGCCUGAGCUGGAGCAAGACGGGUCCGGUCGCCGCGGCCUCUGUGGCUCCGGCCGGUUCUGUUGAGGUUCUGUUCGGUUCCGCUGCAGCAGCUUCACUCUGAUUUUUAACCCUUUCAGGCCUGAAGCACGUCAGUGACGACCAGAAGACCCACAAGAACCCGGCUCUGAGGGACCAGGGGGGCCAGGCGGGCCAGACGGCCUCGGUGCGUACCGGACCCAAACCGUUCUCCGCCACGCCCCGACCCGCCGCACCGACCCGCACGCUGCCGCCGGUUCUGGAGCUGGAGGGAAAGAAGUGGAAAGUGGAGAACCAGGAGGGGGCCCAGGGCCUGGUGAUCAGCAACACGGAGCUGAAGCAGGUGGUCUACGCCUUCAAGUGCAACCAGAGCACGCUGCAGGUCAAAGGCAAAAUCAACUCCAUCACCAUCGACAGCUGUAAGAAGAUGGGCCUGGUGUUCGACGACGUCGUCGGCAUCGUGGAGGUCAUCAACUGCAGAGACGUCAAGGUCCAGGUCAUGGGGAAAAUCCCGACCAUCUCCAUCAACAAGACGGACGGCUGCCAUGUUUACCUGAGCAAAGACUCGCUGAGCUGUGAGAUCAUCAGCGCCAAGAGCUCCGAGAUGAACAUCCUGGUUCCCAACAAGGACGGAGAGUUUACGGAGCUUCCCGUUCCGGAGCAGUUCAAGACCGUCUGGGAUGGCCAGAGGCUCGUUACCACAGCAACGGAGAUCGCAGGCUAGGCGGCGCCCCGCCCCCUCACCACCUGACUGAUUGACCCCGCCCACCAGCUGAUGUCCCACUGUAGACUGAGAUUCAGACCUCAUGAGUUAACCCCGCCCCCUGCCUCCUAUCAGCCAAUCACAGCUGCAGCUGACCCUUCAUUAGCCAAUGAGAGGGCUGCUCGUGCCUGGAGCAGAACCUCCAGCCAAUCGGCAGCAAACAGCUGAGAGCGUAGAUUAGAUUCUCAGCAGCCAAUCAGCCGUCAAGACGCUUCCUCGUUUCCUGCUCCACUUCCUGUUUCAUUAUUAUGCAACUUCCUGUUAAAGCACCUAGAAAACCAACUAAAGCGUCACUUUGCUUCUGCUGAGUUCAAUCCGGUUCAAACAAUCCAGAUCAGGUGGGAAUGAAGCUCCAGGUUUCCCAGGACAUUCCCGAGCGUUAGCAUCAUUCCAUGUUGGAGACAGGAAGCUGCACCUUGCUUCACCUGGAGGUGGUGACCAAUCUGUAAACAGGUUUUUUCUUUUCUUUGUUUUUGGGUCCAAAUUGAAAUGUUCUCAUCAGUGCUGAGUCAUUAAAACGUUGCAAUAACA